AUGUUGUUCAAAACUUACAUUUAUUCUUGCUUAGUGGCAUUGGCCUCUGCAACUACUGUUAUUGAUGCUUGCCCUGACCAAAAGUUCUCCUUUCAUGCUCAGGUUGUGAAUUUCCCUCCAGCAAGCAUCACGGUAGCAAAUCCAACGUCCAAUGGUGACGGAACUUGGGAUGUGACAAUUAAUUUUAUUGCAGAAGAUUCAAUGCCCUUGGACUCUUUGUCGGAAUUGAAGAUUUUGAGUUUGUCUAAGACUUAUAUGUUAUACUCUAACAAUCUCGAAGUUUCUGUGAUAAACAAUGCUGGUUCGUGGUCUCAAAGAGUUACUGUUACCCCUAGAGCAGUUGGACAAUACAGUACUUGUAUGCCGCAAUUUACCAUUCAGUACGACUGGUGUAGUGCUGGAGUUACUGAUAUGUCUUAUUGCAAUACUUGGAAGUAUCAAAAGUCCUACGAUUAUAUCACUGGAUGUGACAACUACGAUCCAAGCACUGGUUUCUCUCAGAAAGAUGCACCUGACUACUGUUGGAAUAUUCCUGGAAAGUCUCUGGCCACUGUCAGCUCUUCUUCGAGCUCUAGUGUCGAGACUUCAUCUGCUAUCACUACACAAAGUUCAUCUGUGGAGAGCUCAUCUACUCAAAGCUCCUCUAUUGAGACGUCCAAAACUUCUUCUGCUGUUGAAUCCACGAGUGUCCCACCAAGCUCAGUGUCUCCCAGCUCUUCAACUGUCAGCUCUUCAGUUAUAAGCUCUUCUACCCACAUCUCUCAUAUCAGAAGCUCCUCUGUUCAAAGCUCUUCGGGCUCUUCUUCAAUUGAAAGCACAUCUAAAGUCAGUUCCGUCACCUCAUCGACACUCACUUCGACUGUUCUGAGUAGCUUGAAGAGUUCUUCUACUGAAAGCACUUUGAGUGAAAGAACUUCCAUCAGAAGCUCCUCAACCAAAGAGUCUUCUCUCACUAGUUCUUCUACUGAAAUUUCGUCAGCAGAGAGUUCUGGUACAGUUUCAACGACUGAAACUUCUUCCAAGGUGAGCUCGACGAGCAUUCCUCUGGUGAGCUCUUCCACAAGAAGUGAAUCAACAGAAAGCUCAGUUUUGAGUUCUUCAACUGUUCCUAGUCUUUCUUCAAGUGAGUCUCUUUCAUCUUCCUCUCUGGUUAGCUCUUCUGUUGAAACCUCUACCAGUCUGACUUUCGCUACCAACUCAACCAGCUCAUACUAUGUGCCUUCUACAAGUAUUCCUGUCUCUCCAACUAAGGAAGUGCCAUCUAGUACUAGCUCUUCUGCUUUGAGCACCUCUGUGAGAAGUUCUUCGGCAUGGUACUCUUUGACUACAUCCGUCUCUUUGACUACUUCUCCUGCUGUCCCCGCUAACACUUCUUCGAUUAGCACAUUUUCCAGCCCUGAAGAAGGUGUAUCUACCACAACCGAGGUUUUGACAACCGUGGUGACUGUCACAUCUUGCCAUGACAACGCAUGCACAUUUAUCAAGUCAACCGUAACCAAACCACAAGCCAAGACCGUCACUUCUUGCGAUGAAUCGUCUUUAUCGACUACGGAAUCAACAUCGACUACUGAAGCAACAUCUACCAAGAAGGCUUCGACUCCUGUACUUCAAUCCACCACUCUUUGCAAUGGUGAUUGUGAAGUCUCUUCAGGCACCUUAGCAACCACCAGUACAGGAGUGGUAUCUUCCUCACUGGGUGUCAGCACUACUUUCGGUACAAUUAACUCUUCUAUUGAGACCACCAUUACCACUGUUCAUGUCUCAGGUUCUGAAUCCUCUUCAGUACCUCUGUCGAUCACCCCUGUUCCACUCAAUGGCGGAGUUCAAAAUCUCCGUCUUUCUCCUUUCGGAGUACUUGCCGUUUUGCCGCUCCUUUUCUGA
This is a messenger RNA of Clavispora lusitaniae ATCC 42720, 1881 nucleotides long. Its product is annotated as Flo11 domain family protein. The record is from RefSeq and is a predicted model, not a curated record. Lineage: Eukaryota; Fungi; Ascomycota; Pichiomycetes; Serinales; Metschnikowiaceae.